AUGCAGCGCGCAUUGAGCACCCGGGCUCGGGCUUCCGUCCUCUCCUCAGCGGCCACCAAGUACCGAGCUGGCAGCCUCAGCCAGCAGGUCCGAUUUGCUCACAAGGAGCUCAAGUUCGGUGUUGAGGGCCGUGCUGCUCUCCUCGCUGGUGUCGAUACCCUCGCUAAGGCUGUUGCUACUACCCUCGGUCCUAAGGGCCGAAACGUCCUCAUUGAGUCCAGCUUUGGAUCUCCCAAGAUCACCAAGGAUGGUGUGACCGUUGCCCGCGCUGUCAGCCUCAAGGACAAGUUCGAGAACCUUGGUGCCAAGCUCCUCCAAGAUGUUGCUUCCAAGACCAACGAGGUUGCCGGUGAUGGUACCACCACCGCUACCGUUCUCGCCCGUGCCAUCUUCUCCGAAACCGUCAAGAACGUUGCCGCUGGCUGCAACCCCAUGGACCUCCGCCGAGGUAUCCAGGCUGCUGUUGAGGCCGUCGUCGAGUUCCUCCAGAAGAACAAGCGCGAUAUUACCACCAGCGCUGAGAUCGCUCAGGUCGCUACCAUCUCCGCCAACGGUGACGUCCACAUCGGCCAGAUGAUUGCCAACGCCAUGGAGAAGGUCGGCAAGGAGGGUGUCAUCACCUGCAAGGAAGGCAAGACCGUUGCCGAUGAGCUCGAGGUCACCGAGGGUAUGCGAUUUGACCGUGGCUUCGUCUCCCCCUACUUCAUCACCGAUACCAAGUCCCAAAAGGUCGAGUUUGAGAACCCUCUCAUCCUCCUCUCCGAGAAGAAGAUCUCUGCUGUUCAGGACAUCAUCCCCGCUCUCGAGGUCUCUACGCAGCAGCGACGACCUCUUGUCAUCAUUGCUGAGGACAUUGAGGGCGAGGCUCUCGCUGUCUGCAUUCUGAACAAGCUCCGUGGCCAGCUCCAGGUUGCCGCUGUCAAGGCCCCUGGCUUCGGUGACAACCGCAAGUCCAUCCUCGGCGAUCUUGCUAUCCUCACCGACGGUACUGUCUUCACUGAUGAGCUUGACAUCAAGCUUGACAAGGCUACCCCUGACAUGCUCGGUUCCACCGGUUCUAUCACUAUCACAAAGGAGGACACCAUUGUCCUGAACGGUAGCGGCAGCAAGGACGCUAUUGCUCAGCGAUGCGAGCAGAUCCGUGGCGUCAUUGCUGACCCUACCACCUCUGAGUAUGAGAAGGAGAAGCUCCAGGAGCGCCUUGCUAAGCUUUCUGGCGGUGUUGCCGUCAUCAAGGUUGGUGGCUCCUCCGAGGUUGAGGUCGGCGAGAAGAAGGACCGAUUCGUCGAUGCCCUGAACGCCACCCGUGCCGCCGUUGAGGAGGGUAUCCUACCCGGUGGUGGUACUGCCCUUAUCAAGGCCUCUGCCCACGCUCUUAACGAGGUUCCUACUGCCAACUUCGACCAGCAGCUCGGUGUCAGCAUCGUCAAGAACGCUAUUACACGCCCUGCCCGAACCAUCAUCGAGAACGCCGGUCUUGAGAGCUCCGUUGUUGUCGGUAAGCUCACUGACGAGCACGCCGGUGACUUCAACAAGGGUUUCGAUAGCUCAAAGGGUGAGUACGUUGACAUGAUCAACGCCGGUAUCCUUGACCCCUUCAAGGUCGUCCGCACUGGUCUCAUCGAUGCUAGCGGUGUUGCCUCUCUUCUGGGUACCACUGAGGUUGCCAUCGUUGACGCCCCUGAGGAGAAGGGAGCUGGUGGUCCUCCUAUGGGUGGCAUGGGCGGCAUGGGAGGAAUGGGCGGUAUGGGAGGUAUGAUGUAA
Fusarium tjaetaba is the source of this 1764-nucleotide messenger RNA. Its product is annotated as heat-shock hsp60. NCBI's taxonomy places the organism in Eukaryota, Fungi, Ascomycota, Sordariomycetes, Hypocreales, Nectriaceae. The coding region runs from base 1 to 1764 and encodes 587 amino acids. The record is from RefSeq and is a predicted model, not a curated record. The transcript is spliced from 3 exons. Gene Ontology annotation, cellular component: mitochondrial matrix; mitochondrial inner membrane. Gene Ontology annotation, biological process: protein refolding; protein import into mitochondrial intermembrane space; apoptotic mitochondrial changes. Gene Ontology annotation, molecular function: ATP binding; ATP-dependent protein folding chaperone; protein-folding chaperone binding.